This is a messenger RNA of Trypanosoma theileri, 549 nucleotides long. RefSeq lists its product as uncharacterized. Lineage: Eukaryota; Euglenozoa; Kinetoplastea; Trypanosomatida; Trypanosomatidae. The record is from RefSeq and is a predicted model, not a curated record. The annotation marks the transcript as partial. The transcript has a single exon.
AUGGUUCUCCUCCGCCGCUCUUCUGUUGUACUCCAACACUUCCGUCGCUCUUCUACUCUCUAUAGUAGUAGUAGUCAUUAUAGUAAUAAUAAUAAUAGUAGUCGUACUACUGCUGCUGCUUCUUCUUCUAUUCCAGCUGAAAAAUUAGAAUUAUUAUUACAACGAUGUGGUCUUCACAGUAUAAUAGAUGCUCAUGGUGGUUCUGAUAACUUUGCUCGUAUAGUUCAUUCUCAUACAGAGUAUCAACUCUUUGCUCCUCUCUUUACACCAUACUUUACCAUAUCUCAUCAUCAAUUAACAAUGUUGGGAGAUACCAUUAUGGAUGAUUUUCUUACUCGUGCUAUUAUGGAUUAUGCUAUACAUAUGGGAUUAGUAUUAACUGUAAAUGCCACUAGACAAUUAAAAGCCGUUUUACAUAAUCACUUUACACUCCGUCUCUUUGCAAAGGAAUUACACUUUGAUGAAUUAGUCGUUCCAUUGGAAUUUUAUACUUCUACUCAUAAUAAUAAUAAUAAUAAUCAUCAUCAUCAUAAUAAAGAAAAAGAAAAA